CUCGGCUCUGCUGCCCCCUGGCGGAGCUGCGCCGGCGGGACGUCCUCCUGACCGGAUGUUGAUAGUAGCUCGCGCAGCUCAGACAGGAACAGCUGGAGAAGAACAACAAAGACUCGACGACGACACAAACUGCAGAUGUUCGUCUGACACGCGCCUCGUUCGUCCGUGACACCGACGCUGCCGGAGACAUUUUGCGCCGCUGACUCCGACCUGACCGUUGUAGUUCAGUCAUUUCCCAGAGAUCUGACAAUGGGGCGUAUCUUCUUGGACCACAUUGGCGGAACACGCCUCUUCUCCUGUGCCAACUGUGACACCAUCCUGACUAAUCGCUCUGAGCUCAUCUCGACGCGUUUCACAGGAGCCACAGGCAGAGCCUUCCUCUUCAAUAAGGUGGUGAACCUGCAGUACAGCGAGGUCCAGGACAGGGUGAUGCUCACUGGCCGGCACAUGGUGAGGGAUGUCAGCUGCAAGAACUGCAACAGCAAGCUGGGCUGGAUCUACGAGUUUGCGACCGAGGACAGUCAGAGGUACAAGGAGGGACGCGUCAUCCUGGAGCGGGCGCUGGUUCGGGAGAGCGAGGGCUUUGAGGAGCACGUCCCCUCAGACAACUCAUGAGCCUCUAAAGUUGGAUCAACUUGAAGGCUCACUCCUGUGCACUGCUUCCCCUCUCCUCCACCCCUCUGUGCUGCAUGGCGCCACCUGCAGACUUAGUGCUCAGUGAAGUGAUGGCUGACAACUCCUCCUUCCCCUCCACCCCCUCCCUGUCUCUAGCCUAAGACCCUAGACCUCUGCUGAUUAGAAAAUUGGCUUUGCUGGAUCUGUUCUUGCUGAAUAGGCUUCUCCCAAUAAAUACUCCCUGAUAAAUGUGUCACAGGGUACACCCACCACCCCACACCCCUCCAGAACAGCAGGAGUUGUUGUAACUUCACUCGUUUACCUCUUCAUGCACGGUCACACAGUCUCAUCAUCGCUGCACACAGCAUGCUUCACACUUUGUUGGUAAAAUAGUUGAAUACAUGCACGAUAAUAGACAUCGUCAGUCACUGAAAAACAUCCACUGGUUGUUUUGUUUACUUAGAUAACUGGAGGCGUGUUCAUCAUUCUCACACGGGCAAAGCAACCAGCCCGGUUCUACACUGCAACGUUAACCAAACCACAUUUCUUUAUUGGGGCUUGUCCUUCUGUGUCGUGAACUUGGUCUCUCUGUAUCCGUCAUUGGUGAGCCCCGCACACAGUGAAGAGUUAGUUGUAUUUUCAGUUACCUAUUUUAUUAGCCUGUAUUGUACUGAAUGUAAAAGUGUUUCAAAUUUCUGUUCUCAUCCAAACGAUACAGCACAGAUUGAUGUCAUGUUUAAGUAUUCGUUGUAGUGUUUGAUGAUGAUGAUGAUGAUGAUGAUGAUGAUGGGCAGGUUUCGCAUGAUGAAUCAUUGUUUCGAUUGACGUGAUAUUUUUGGGGAUGGACACAAAGUGGCUUUAAAAUGUCCCUGUUCUUGCAGUUCCUGGUGUGGAAGUGAGCCCCCGCUGCACGAUAGAAAAUCAUAGAAUUAAUCCUGUACAGAGUUCAACCAAUCGGCAUCUGUUACUAUGGAUUCUGUCCCAUGUGAAGUGUGUCUCUAGGGUGUCAGCGCAGGAAUGUGUCUGAGGCGUGAUGAGAUGUUGUCUGGCCUCCUGCUGGGUUACGGACAGGAUUAUGAGAGGAUGGGUCACACAAGCGUUUUGAAACGAGCUGGGUGAGGAGCUAAUGAGGCCUCAGGAGUAACACAAUAGAGGUUUAACAAAGAGCCUAUUCUGUAACACAACGCAGUUUUUUAAAUGACAACAAACCUAAAACCUCCUUUAUCAUCCUGAAUUUAGGGCACAUUUGGUUCCAUGACAACUUGUUCCUUACAAUGUAGAGCUUUAAUGGAGUAAGUCUUUAAAAUCAAACCUGUGCCCCUAUUUUACACCUUCCAUGCCCUGUGAAGAUUUCAAAAUGUCACACUGAGGGAAAAAAAAGAUCUCAGUUUUCCUGACAUUUGAGAUUAUUUUUGGAACCGUGUUCGCAGCGCUCCAUCAUGACCCUGGUAUAACAUUGUGCCAUUUGAGAUGUGGUGAAUGCCUGCAGGCGUUACCAGAAUGGAACAGCCUUCACAAGUGAUGCUGUUAAUGCUUCGCUUCGCCUUUGCAAGGUCAUGUGAGAGGGUGCACGUGUCAUUUCUACACAAAAACACAGAGAGGAAGCUGACACCAUCCGUAUCAGCAAGUCAUAAGUGCAGUGUACAGUCAAUGGCCAUGACAGAAUCUAGUUAUCAUUCAUCCACUUUUAGCAAUUGAUUUUAUUUGAUUUACUCUUUGUUAUUAUUUUAUUGACUGAUGCAUUUAUCUUAUUGUAUAUUUUUCCUGAUUGGAGGUUAAAGGAAAUUGUUUUCUUGUAUUGCUACAGCAGGAUUUUCUCUGGUGUGAUUUCUAAAUAAAGAUGCAGUCUUGCUGGGUUCAAUUCA
Paralichthys olivaceus (Japanese flounder) is the source of this 2480-nucleotide messenger RNA. RefSeq names its product yippee-like 5 (gene ypel5). Gene Ontology annotation, cellular component: ubiquitin ligase complex. Lineage: Eukaryota; Metazoa; Chordata; Actinopteri; Pleuronectiformes; Paralichthyidae. The record is from RefSeq and is a predicted model, not a curated record.